AUGAGCGCGAGUCGUACUACGCAGGCUGCGUCAGGGAGCGACUCGGAAGACGAAGUGGACUUUAUCAAUGUCGAGUUCGAUUUUCAGGCGCCCAACGAGAUUGAUUUUCAAGCGCUGAAGCGACUGUUCCAGCAGCUUUUCUAUACACACGCGCCCCAACUGGAUCUGGGCGUGCUGGCCGACCAUGUGAUCGAGCAAGCACAGAGUCGAGGUGUAGGCACGGUGGUCAAGGUCGACGAUCUCGAGCAGGUCCAUGAUCCGUAUGCUGUGAUGAGCGCGUUGCUGCUUGGCCCACCCUCGCCCGCGCAGGCGUUGGUGCAUUCGUACUUGGCAACGCAGCUACGUCGUUCUGCCUCUGCUCAGUCACUGCUUGCUCUACUCGAACAAGCCUCGGCUGAGAAGCCACUGCUUUUCGUUGUGCAUGAGCGUAUGAUCAAUUUGCCGCCACAAAUCACACCGCCGCUCAUCCAGAUGCUGCUGGAGGAGUGCCAGGAGCUGCAGGAAGAGACAUCAGCUCCGACGCCGACGCAUGCCCUCUUUUUCUCGCGUGCCUUCUCGGCUGAUGCGCUCGACGAAGGAGACGACGAGGACGAGGAGCCUACUGGCUUAGCAGGCGCCCGAAAGCGCAAAGCGCGUGGCGCACAUGCCCACCCUGACGAUGCAGCAGCAGCAGCACUGGGCAAGAGUGUAUCGAACAAGAAGCGCACAGGCACCGGCCUGGACGAUGGCUUAGGCUCGUUCCACCCAGAAGACGAGCUAAUUCGUCCCUUUGCAACGCAUGCUCACACGUUCCGUUUCCCAGCGCCGCGUGAUGCGCCGGAUACGUACGAAGCGCCCAUCUUUGGCCGACUCAUGGCAGUGCCGUACACGCACCUCCCGGCGAUCCUAGAAAAGAUGCAGAGUGUGUGGCCUGCGCCCGCCUAA
Molecule: messenger RNA, 924 nt
Organism: Malassezia pachydermatis
Lineage: Eukaryota; Fungi; Basidiomycota; Malasseziomycetes; Malasseziales; Malasseziaceae
Exons: 2
Coding region: 1-924 (307 amino acids)
Cellular component (GO): nucleus
Source: RefSeq, a predicted model, not a curated record